This is a messenger RNA of Bradysia coprophila, 3452 nucleotides long. Its product is annotated as CREB-binding protein-like. The record is from RefSeq and is a predicted model, not a curated record. NCBI's taxonomy places the organism in Eukaryota, Metazoa, Arthropoda, Insecta, Diptera, Sciaridae. Gene Ontology annotation, molecular function: protein binding; zinc ion binding; histone acetyltransferase activity. Gene Ontology annotation, cellular component: transcription regulator complex; histone acetyltransferase complex. Gene Ontology annotation, biological process: positive regulation of transcription by RNA polymerase II.
AUGCCUAUAGGCAAUACCUAUUCAACAUUCAUUGUUAGCCUUUGUCUGCACAAGUUGUUUGUCUUUUGAUUUUAUGUUGCUCAAAAGUUUCGUCAUUCGUGCUCCCUGACUCUACUAUUCUACAAAUUACCAUUGACAAGAAACGGACAUCGCGAAAUUAAAGGAGUUCAUAAAGUAAUGAAUACCCAAUUCCCGUCGAAAAGACGUCGAGAUGAACGUUUGUCAUCAUCGACCAAUAACAGUGCGAAAAAAUCGAGGAAGACAAUAACUCCCUUCAACCCGCACUAUCUUCGGCAAGCGCUAUUACCAACAUUGGACGUAAUUCUUGCAAGCAAGCUUUCAAAGUCUUUUCGCAUCCAUCUGUCGACUAUCAAAGACAAGUUAUCCAAUCAAAAAUACACAGACGCGAGAGAUUACGUUGAAGAUGUUUGGUCAAUGUUUGAAGAUUAUCGGCUGUCCAAUCCGGGAAGCCAACAUUACACCGAGUUGGGCGACGCAUUCCAAUUUGAAGUUGAUCCAAUCAUGCAAUCGUUAGGCUACUGCUGUGGUAAAAACUACAGAUUUGGUCCACAGAAAUUGUGCUGCUCACUCAAAAAAGAGUGUACAAUUAUGAUAGGCGCACACUACUUUACCUAUCAAAUAAGGCACAACAUUUGUGAACUUUGUUUCGCCAACAUCCCAUCAGGGGAAACAGUCACCCUUGGCGAAAAUUCGCCAUCUGAAACUCGAAUCAGAACGGAUCAAUUCAUGAAAGUGCAAAACAAUGUCACGACACCCGAACCGCUUAUUGAAUGUCAGAACUGUGGUCGAAGGCAACACAAAAUCUGCGCUUUGUAUUCGGAAAAAAUCUGGCCCAAUGGUUUCGUGUGCAACACUUGUCUGGCGAUGAACGGUGCCAAACGAGACGAAAAUCCAUUCAGAGCAAAGAAUUUGCCGGUGACGCAGCUGGACGGUCAUAUUGAGGCGCGAGUAAAUGAUUUCUUGAAGCAACACAACUUUGACGGUGGCCGAGUGUACAUUCGAAUGUUGCUCAAUGUUGACCGAAACGUCAUAGUGAUGCCGGCUAUGCGUAGCCUAUUUGUCGAAUCGGGUGAACUGAGUGCCUCGUUUCCAUAUCGAUCCAAAGCUAUCUUUGCCUUUCAAGAGAUCAAUGGCCUCGAUGUGUGCUUCUUCGGCAUGUACGUUCAGGAGUAUGGUUCGGAGUGCCCGGAGCCGAAUACUCGGCGAGUGUACGUGGAAUUUUUGGAUUCGGUGAACCUUUUCCAACCGAAACGCUUCAAAACGGACGUUUAUCGUGAGAUUUUACUCGGUUACAUCGACUUCGCGAAACAAUUGGGAUACGCAUGGCUGCACAUAUGGGCUUGCCCUCCGCCUUUAGGAGAAAAUUAUAUUUUUUCGCAACAUCCCACUGAUCAGAAAGUACCAGACUCGGUAAGACUGCAGAGAUGGUACACGAAAAUCCUCCGAAAAGGGAAGAGUGAACAAAUUGUCGAGGACUACAAGAACAUUUUGCAACAAUACAAGGACGACGUUUCGCUACAACGCAAGGAAAAUAGUGCUGUAGUGGCUCGGCUACCGUAUUUUGAUGACGAUUAUUGGCCGUACUUUUUCGAAGAAACGGUUGAGAAAAUGGAUGAAGAAGCGAAAGUGGCAAGCAGUAAGAGGAAACGGCGGUACAACGGGAAACGAAAGACUAAAAAGCAGAAAAAUUGCAACGUAACAGCACGCAAAAAUCGACUGAGAAGUAGUCUUCGUUCGAAAUUACUUUCCACAAUGACAGAGCUUUCAGCAAAUUUCUUUUCUGUUCAACUUCAUUCAGCGGAAUCGGUUGCUUCUCUAGAACCGAUUCGAGAUCCCGAUAGUUUAAUGGACAGUUUUAUCAUGAAUGGCCACAGCGCAUUCUUCGACUUCACUCGUGAUAACAAUUACGAAUUUUCGUCGCUUCGUCGUGCCCAAUUCAGUACGAUGUGCAUACUGUACGAACUACACAAUGAAGAGCUGAAAAACGAGCACUACUAUUGUAAUAACUGCGAAUUCCGUGUGGAUACCCGGUACAAUUGCAGAGUCUGUGAAGAUUAUGAUUUAUGUGUCGAUUGUAAAGAGAAGAUCGCUCAUGUUCACGAAAUGGAUAAGGUGGGACCCCGAUCUCUUGCGGAAAAUGCAACCAAGCAACCUUCUCCUCGUCGAAUAUCAUCGAACGAGACAAUAGAAAUUGAUUCAUCUGAUGACGACUCGAAGGCUCCAAUUAAUGAAACACCGCUCAGUCCCUCAACAGUGCGCUUGGAGACGGAUGCAGAGCUUAUUCAAACUGUCACCAGUCAUGCAUGCACAUGUUCCGACCGCAAUUGUCGGAUACCAUCGUGCCAAACCAUGAGGUGCUUUGCGCACCAUUUGAAAUCUUGCCAAAGAGCCAGGAACAGCUGUCCCAUUUGCAAGACGCUGAACACUUUACUUUCAAGCCAUUCGGACAGUUGCCAAAAUGUGAACUGUUCGUAUUCGUUUUGUCAAAAUAAUACGGCACAGAUGCAGCGGCAACAGCAGCAACGAAGAGAAAAACAGCAUAAAGACACUAUGAUGAACAUUGCAGCGACGUUACAGAAAACGUCAUUAAAAAUGCUCAAUAACUGCGAAGUGUGGACAGAUCAACAAUUUAUGCUUGACCUAGCUUUCCAAAUUACGUCCAUUCAAAUACAGUUGCAGCAAAUGAUAGGAGCCAAAUACGCUGACAGUGUUGCUCUUGGAACCACCGCUUCACUGGCUCGAGAUCAGGGUGCUAGUACUCAAUCGGGUCAAUUCAUGGAUACGUCUUAGUGUUUCAACACAACAUCGAAAGUUCACCUGUCAGUACGCUGUAAUCGUAAAUUUCACUAAACAUGACUGAGACCAUCCUGUACCUGUUCUGCUGCUUUUAUUUUUUUAAGACGACAGAAAGUCGCGUUGCCGGAAAAGUAGGUUAUUCAAACAAUGUAUAUAGCGGACGAUCGUACAGCGGUAUCAAUGAUGAACUUAUUAUGGUCAGUAUUGGCAUGGCGAUAGCGAUUGGUGUGUUAAUAAGCUUAGCUCUGUGCUAUAUUGUUCGGGAAAAGUGUCAAAAGCACAGAGAGUAUUACGUGUCUGCGUAAUUAAAAGCUUUAUACUCUUGUUUUGUUAACCUUUUUUCCCCUUCAUUUGACCAUUUUUUCUUUAUAAUAAUUUAUGGAAGUGUUACAAGAAUAUAAUGUUAAUGGAAAUAAACUAGUAAGUAAGUCUUGAAGAUAUAGAUAUAUUUUGUCUAACAAUAACUGGAGCGCGAAAUUUAUUGACAUGAAAUUGUCUAUUGUAAGACAAAAUGGAAACGUAAUGUUUGAUAGUUUCUGGAUAGUAAAAAGCGAGACUUUUACGAGUGUCAUGUGCGAAAUAUUUUUAUUGAUGCGACAGUUAAAGAGAAGAAUUUGUUUUAUCGAUUUAAAAAA